Ahaetulla prasina is the source of this 2507-nucleotide messenger RNA. Its product is annotated as low affinity immunoglobulin epsilon Fc receptor-like. The record is from RefSeq and is a predicted model, not a curated record. The transcript has 9 exons. The coding region runs from base 71 to 943 and encodes 290 amino acids. Lineage: Eukaryota; Metazoa; Chordata; Lepidosauria; Squamata; Colubridae.
AAAAAGUUUGGGAGAACUUUAGACUAUAAUAAAUAGCUGAAAGUCCCACAGCUUCCAAAGACUGAGAAAAAUGUCAUCACCACUGGGUAUCUAUAAGAGAUGUGAGGAACCCGAUGAACAGGGGAAGCAGCCAAGCAAGAUACUUGAAACAGCAGGUAAUUUCCUGCCACAAUGCUGCCGAGGUGGUUCAGGAGUAUCCCUCCCAAUCAUUUCUCUUGUGACCAUUGCAUCAUUUUUGCUGUGGAUCAUCAUUGUUGCUGUAAUGGCAUCAAAAUAUUCUAAGAUUUCCAAGGAACUAGAAGAGCUGCGUUUGAAUCAAUCUUUGCUGACUAAAAAUGGUCUCAAAUCAGAGAAGCAGUUUCAGCAGUUCCAAUCCACCCAUGCUGCUCAAGAAUCAGUUCUAAAUAACAGCCUUAAAAAGCUGGAGAAUGAUCACAAUGACCUGAAAAAGAAUGUGAAUGAAAAGAUAAAAGAGAUAACGACUCAAAGUGGUGGAAAUGCGAAGACAGUCAUCGAUUUAAUCAAUGCAGUCUAUCAGAUUAAUGCUUCAGGCUGCCAGAUAUGUCCAAAAGGUUGGCUGUUGAACAGACAAAAAUGCUACUUUUUCAAGAUGGGGAGUGAAGCCUGGUCUCAAGCCGAGAAGAGAUGCGAGAGUUAUGGAAGCAAACUGGUCAUCAUUGAUGAUUGGGUUGAGCAGGAUUUUCUUAUGUCACAUAUAAAUGAAAAGACGUUCUGGAUUGGGCUAAGUGAUAUUAACAAUGAAAACAACUUUGUUUGGGUAGACAAUAAUUCUCCCUCAUUUACCCGCUGGCGUACAGGAGAACCCAAUAAUAGUGGACAUGGGCAAGACUGUGUAGUGAUGAGUUCUGAUGGCCUGUGGGAAGAUCGUCAAUGUGGGAAAAGUGUGGAUGGCUGGAUUUGUGAAAAGCCCUGGAAGUGCUAAUUGUAUCCAAUAAGAGCAAGACAUUCAGCAUUCCUAAUACAUGUGUAUUAUUUUGACCUUUGUUAUUUUUAUUGUCUUUUAUUAAUUUGCUGUAUUUUUCUUUACUGAGAACUAUCAAUAUAUGGUGCAGCAUAACUAUUUUAGUAAAUAAUAUAGUACAUAAUAUAUUAGGAAAAAAAUAUCCCCAAUCUUAUCUAUUAUAUAGAUUAUCAAAUUUCAGAAAUGAAUGAUAACCGACAAAAUUCAUUAAUUUUAAAUUGUAUCAUAAUGAGAAAAGGACCAUUAUUCUCAAGCUGCUUUGGGUUUUCCUUAGUACCUUAAAAUGAGAAUGAGAGCAGUUUACCUUCAGGUCUGCCUAUUGCUUUAUCAUUUGAAAUCAAUGAAGCAGGUUUGACAAUAGACGGCAAUGAUAGUAUUCUGUAACAAAUAUAAAAUUUCAGUGUUUUUGGUUUUAAUCUUUACUGCAAUAGUUCCACAAACAAGCCCCCCCCCCCCUUAUCCAAUAUGGAUUGGAAAGAGUGUUUCAAUUUCUCUGUUCUUUCUUGGAUCCCAGCUACAAAAAUAAUGGAUUAGGCAUUAAGAAUAGAUUGAAGGAAAGGAUUUUCAUAGAGCUUUUGACCAAAUCUAUUGGGCUGCUUAUUUUUUUUGGGUGAACAGAGAGUUCAGCCUAGAACAGGGGUGUCAAACUCAAGGCACGCGGAUCACAUCUGGCCUGCGAUGAAGUCAGGUCCAGCUUGUGCAGCCAUACUGGAAAUUGUAUGGGGCGGGCCCAUGUCGCUUCAGCCUGACCCACACCAUCCUGGCAGGCAGGCAUGCGCAGAGGAGGUGCCAGCUGCCCAUGCGCGCAGGCUUAAUUCUCUGCCGCUGCAUGCAGGCCAACAAAAGUAGUCUGUGGGUCUAUAGUAAAUAAAAUAGUUCAGACCUUCCAGCUUCGUGAGACCUUUUUUUUUUUUUGGUGAGAAGUUGGAAGGUUUGAACUAUUUUGUAGCCCCACAGACUAUUUUCUUGUCCUGCACGCGGUGGCAGUGAAUGAAACUGGAAAGCAGGUUAGUGAAGAGAUGCGGCUGCCCUGGGAGGAGUGUGUGUGUGUGUGUGUGAAGGUUUGGCAUAAGUGGCCUGGCUGAAGGUCCCUUAGGUAUGCUGGUGUGGGGCAGGCAGGGCAGCUGCACAGCCCCUGCCUUGCUUCGUCCUUCCCCACACUCCACUGCCUCGCUAUGUUCUUCUUCGUUCUUUGCCACUUGCUCGCUGCUGUAAUGGAUGUCAUUUACCGCCCUCAACGCCCAUCGCUCAUCAUCCUGCUCCGUUAUGGUGGCAAGCAACCAGAAGAAGCGGCGAAGAACGAAGAUGAACAAAUCGAGGGAUGGAGGACAAAGCAGUGCAGGCCAUCAUGGAGAGCAUGGCUGGUGCUGCCGCCAUGAGGUGGGGACUUGGUACAGAAUAAUUCAUGACAUUGAAAAUGCUUGAGAAGUUGAAGGCAUUAACACUGCAGUUUUGGAUUCAAAUUGGUGCGGAACUUUUUUUAUCUGUAAUGUGUAAAUCUACACAAUAAUAAAAUUUAAGAAAA